Rotaria sp. Silwood2 is the source of this 821-nucleotide messenger RNA. The record is from the annotation of a GenBank genome assembly. NCBI's taxonomy places the organism in Eukaryota, Metazoa, Rotifera, Eurotatoria, Philodinida, Philodinidae.
AUUUGCCUGUCUUUGGACCUGCGAUCGCAUUAGCACAAACAGCAUGUACAGCUCAAAAUGCAAAAGGAACUUGCAUUUCAACUGCUUCAUGUACAGGUAGAUCAGUUGCUGGCCUCUGUCCUGGUGCUGCAGAUGUUCAAUGUUGCAUCCCACAAGGAAGUGCUUGUACCGCCAACGGAAGAAGUGGAAUUUGCAUUUCAACUACGUCCUGUGCUGGUACACCUGUAGCUGGUGCUUGCCCCGGUGCUGCUAACAUUCAAUGUUGUGUUGAUAGCGCUGGUUCAUCAGGUUCUUCUGCUGGACUUUGUGGAGGUUACGCUGGUGCUACUGUUAGUUCAAUUGCUGGUAACAAUAAUGUGAUGUAUUCAGUAGUGAAAAUAAAACCAGAACAUCUGUCGAAUCCUGCUAUAUAUUCAAAUUCACCAACAGCAUCAGAUAACACAAUGACAACUUCAACAGCUUGUGCUUUCGAUAAGAUGGCUGUAGCUGCUAAACAAGCAGGUGUAACAAUUACUGUUGCUUCUGGUUUUCGUACAGUUGCUCGUCAAGAAUACUUCUGGAAUUGUUAUCAAACAAAAGCAUGUAACAAUGGUAAUUUAGCUGCUCGACCAGGUACAUCAAAUCAUGGACGAGGUGUUGCUCUUGAUUUGAACACCAAUUGUGGUUCACAAUCAGGAGCUAAACCUAACUGUGGUGGAAGUAAAGUUUAUCAAUGGUUAAAAAAUAAUGGUCACAAAUAUGGAUUUAAGCGCACUGUUCAAUCAGAACCAUGGCAUUGGGAAUAUGUUGGAGCUGCUACUACUCCUAGUAGUUUCACUUAA